AGGGGGCCAUCCCAUCCGCCACCUACUGUUCCUAUUGCUCCUGCCUCAGUCCGUGAUACAAAUGACAGCUYUGUACCACGCCUUCGUAGGCUACUGGCUAACCUCUACAUUAGUAGUCAGCACUAAUUCUCGCAUAUUUUCCAACUGUCACAAUAGCAUAUUGUUGUUAACUACGACUGCACAGAGAGGACGUCGAGUUUUUCUUGAGUCGACAUAAAUACUCGGGAUGUAUUUCAAUCAAWGAACAGCAAUGAGAUUGUAGAAGCACUUUAUUUAUUUAUUUGGUAAAACAUUUCUUCACUUUAUUAUUAUUAUUUAUUUUUUUUGCGGAGGAGCGAUUUCAAACCUUUACCAUGCAUAAUGGACGAGUUGACAACCUCUUCGUUUAAAACUACCGGUUCCAAAUGGUUGCUUCCAGUCAGCGAUUUUUGUGGAUUUCCUUUGGAUCAGGUGAACUUCUUGGCAUGUCAGGUGUUUGCCCUUGGUGCAGCCUUCUGGUUCCGUCUUUACCUCAGCCCUCAGUUUUCCAGCCCGCCGUUGAUGAUAAUUACCCAGAAAACCACUAUGUUAGCUUUCCAAAUGCAUGAUGGUAUGUGUAAAAAGCGGGAGGACCUCACGUCUGAUCAGAGGCUCCAUGCUGUAGACUCCAAGCCGUCUCUGAUAGAAUACCUGAGCUACAACCUGAACUUCCUCAGUAUCCUGGUGGGACCCUGCAGUCACUAUAAGGACUACAUAGACUUUAUAGAGGGGAGACACGUUCAGAGGAGGCUGAGGAGGCUGUCAGCGUCCAACACUGGACAGAAUGGAUAUGAUAAAGUCCCAGAGCCCUCACCUAUGGCUGCUGUCACACGUAAACUGCUGAUCUGUGGUGUGUGCAUGGUCUUGUUCCUGACCCUCACCAAAGCGUUCCCCGUCACAUAUAACGUUGACAGCCAUUUCGUCAACGAGGCACCUUUCCUAAGCAGACUGACGUAUGCCUUCUUCUCUAUACAAGCUGCUAGACCCAAGUUCUACUUCGCAUGGACUUUAGCGGAUGCCAUCAACAACGCAGCAGGUUAUGGUUUUAAAGGUGUGGAUGAAGCUGGACAGGUAUCCUGGGACCUCAUCUCCAACAUCAGCAUCUGGGGGAUUGAGACAGCAACUAGUUUCAAGAAGUUCAUAGCAUGGAAUAUUCAGACUGGUGUUUGGCUCAAGUGUGUUUACGACCGUGCUCCCCGUUACCCCACAGCCCUGACCUUCAUCCUGUCAGCUCUAUGGCAUGGAGUUUACCCCGGAUACUACUUCACCUUUAUUACUGCUACCAUCACACUGGCAGCGAGAGCUGUCCGUAAGAACGUCCGUCAGUAUUUCCUGUCCUCUUAUCCUGUGAAGCUUGUCUAUGACGUGGUGACCUGGGCCGCUACUCAGCUGUGUAUCUGCUACACCGUCAUGCCCUUCCUACUGCUGGCAGUAGAAACAUAGCAUGCGUACUACAGGUGAA
Molecule: messenger RNA, 1480 nt
Organism: Salvelinus sp. IW2-2015
Lineage: Eukaryota; Metazoa; Chordata; Actinopteri; Salmoniformes; Salmonidae
Source: RefSeq, a predicted model, not a curated record